AGCAUUUCCACAAUAAAAAUAAAAGGAAAAGCAAGGCCUAUCGCUUCAUCGAUUGGGAAGCAAAUAACUUCGGUGGGAAUAAUCUCGGGGGCAGUCGCGGAGCAACAAGGCGACUGAGAAUCAGAAACACAAUAAUCAGAUGUACUUUGAAAAUGGAUGGUUCAUUUAUGAGUGGUCGCGUCGAAAGGGGAAUUCCUUUCCCUCAAAACGGGUGUCAUGGCUACAACGCGAAAAUCGUCGGCGCAUUGCCCCUAUGGCUGUUCGAUCGUGGACUUCGCUACUUCAGCGUCCGAAAUCAGCCAGUGGCCGAACGGAAGCAGGUGCGUAGACAGUGCAUAGCAAGGUACGGCCCCCUACAGAAAAAGAAGCCAAGAAGGUGUGGAGUCGAACGAACGAACGAACGGGAAAAGGGCAGAGCGAGAUCAACUUCAUUUUCUAAGAUGGAACAGCAACUACUGCGGGCGACAAUAUUGGGGGUAGUUGCCAUUGCAUUCGUGUGUGCGCAUAUAACUUAUAUCGAAGUACGUCUGCCGCUCGAGGGUACCCCCUCACCGCCCGGUUCUCCAUGGCCUAUGCCGCAAACUUACAAACCUGAACCUAAACAGUUACAAAUUAAUCCAGACACAUUUGAUAUUCGUUCGGACGAAAUCUGCUGUGAUGUCAUCGAGAAGGCGAUCAAAAGAUAUAAGAAGGUAAUUUUCCCUUUGAAGCAGUCACCUAAACCAGGGAACUUGCCAAGGCUGAAGGUGCUACACGUUGAGGUCACUGAGUUUAGGAAUACAGCCGAAGACUGUGGUUACCCCCGCCACGAAAGCAACGAAAACUACACGUUAGCCGUCAGUGAGAGCACCGGUGUGGCCAUUCUGAAGUCAGCCACUGUGUGGGGAGCCUUACGUGGGCUCGAGACGUUCUCACAACUCGUCUACAUCGAGGACCAAACCAACAGGUAUCUGAUUAACGCAACAAUAAUUGAGGACUGGCCUCGCUUUAAGUUUCGAGGAAUCUUGCUUGAUACGUCGAGACACUUCCAACCAGUUAAGAUUAUCAAACAAAAUAUGGAUGCAAUGGCAAUGUCGAAAUUUAAUGUGUUCCACUGGCAUCUUGUCGAUGAUCAGGCGUGGCCUUAUGAGAUGAGGGUCUUUCCUAACCUCACCCAAGCUGCGUACCAUCCGAGUCAAGUAUAUUCUCAGCAGGACAUUAGAGAUCUGAUCGAAUACGCUCGUGAAAGAGGCAUCAGGAUUAUUCCUGAGAUUGAUACACCAGGUCACACUCAGGCCAUUGGAAAGAUCUUCCCAGCGCUUCUAACCCCCUGCUACGGUAAUGGAGGUCGUGGAACACCUCGCUAUCCAGAUUUUGCAGCUUAUGAAAUGCUCAAUCCCACGCAGGAAUACACUUACAACGUUCUUCGCGAGAUCUUUAAUGAAACUUUUAAUACCUUCCCUGAUGAAUAUCUCCAUCUUGGCAUGGAUGAAGUUUACUACAAGUGCUGGGAGUCGAGCCCUGAAAUUGCUGAGUUCAUGAAACAACAUAAUUUUAAGGAAGUGUCACAGGUGGAACAGCAUUAUGUCAGGACAACCCUACAUAAUGUCAGGAAACUCGGUGCUAAGUACAUGAUCUGGCAGGACCCCAUAGACAAUGGGGUGGAGGCGGCGUCGGAUACUCUGAUCGGCCUCUGGAAGGAUGUCAGUCUGGACUCGAAGCUACGUCCAUGGAGACAUUACAUGAAAGACAUGGUCAAACACGGCUAUCAAAUUGUGCUCUCAGCACCCUGGUAUCUCAACUAUAUCAGUUACGGACAAGAUUGGCAGAAGUACUACGAAGUAGAACCCAGCGAUUUCGAAGGUACUGAAGCCGAAAAAAACCUACUUACCGGUGGUGAAGCCUGCAUGUGGACCGAAUACGUUGACGCAACGAAUUUGAUCUCACGCCUAUGGCCCCGCGCGAGUGCCGUAGGUGAGAGACUCUGGUCGGCAGCUUCAGUGAACAAAACAAAAGAUGCGGCUUUUCGUCUUGACGAACUACGCUGUCGAAUGAUUCGUCGAGGAAUUCCAGCGGCUCCAAUCCUUAACGGCUAUUGCGGAGCGUACGACUGGGACGUGAACAGAGUGUCGUAGAAUAGAGAGCCAGUAUCACGUCAUAGGUAUGAACGUUUAAUGCAGCUGUUCAUGAUGAAACAAGUCAGUGAACACAAGGACUCAUCGGCAUGCACACAGAGAUCAAAAUACCCAGUUUCUUGUGAUUUCAUUCGGGAGUACUCAGGCCAGAAACGCAUACGCCGUAUAUAAAUGUUACCUAAAGUCGAGUUCAGAAAGGCAUGACAGCAAAUGUUGCUUUUCCACUAAUUUAAUCGUGACAAUGUAUAAUAAGGAUUUUGUACGAUGAGCCACACUGUUAAGAGAAAUUAUUUCAUUAAUUAUUGUAUACUUGUAUAGCUGUCAAUCUUCUUUUGGUUUUUUUUUUUUGCAUUUUGUCUAUUUUCACUUCCGUUUAUAUACGUAACUGUGCUUGAUGAACGUAAACAGAAAUGGUGGUAGGGUGGAUAGUAAAGCCUUUUUUGUAGUGAAAAACCCUGGCCUGCUCAGGCCCUUUGAAACAAUGUAUUUUUCUCGAACAUAAAUAAACAAAGACUGCUAUAUAUCUCCUUUAGUGGCUUUUUCAUUUAUUAUCAAAUAAUAGUUCGCAGUAUUUUACAUGUCAUCAAUUUUAACCAUUUGUAUACAAAGCAUAAUACAGUAAAACGUCGCGUAGUUAUUAUCAUAUCUUCAAUAGGUAUCUAUGGGCCGUUGUUUUAGUAUAUAUUUCCUAUUACAGAUUUUAUCGACACUAUUGUUAAUAAUAAUAAUAAUGAAAGUGAACGCCGCCAUGCCAUUUUCUCCAGUCCCUUAGAUGCUUUUCUUCCUUGGGACCUUGCCCAACCCAUUUUGUCCUCACAAGGUAAACGAAGGAUCAUUAUUUCGUAAUCUGCCUACAGAGAGCCGUCCGCGAAAGCACAUGAAUAAGUUAGUGAGGCUAACAUAUCGCCGGAUGGCAGAGACUUGAAAAAAUAAGACUUUAUAGUGCCUUCAUUCGUCCUGUACCGCAAUUAUAGAAAAAAAAAAAAAAAAAA
Messenger RNA from Varroa destructor (honeybee mite), 3106 nucleotides. Its product is annotated as beta-hexosaminidase subunit beta-like. Gene Ontology annotation, molecular function: beta-N-acetylhexosaminidase activity. The record is from RefSeq and is a predicted model, not a curated record. Gene Ontology annotation, cellular component: membrane; lysosome. Gene Ontology annotation, biological process: ganglioside catabolic process; glycosaminoglycan metabolic process; carbohydrate metabolic process. NCBI's taxonomy places the organism in Eukaryota, Metazoa, Arthropoda, Arachnida, Mesostigmata, Varroidae.